Messenger RNA from Stegastes partitus (bicolor damselfish), 2118 nucleotides. It is a transcript of the gene aip, whose product is annotated as aryl hydrocarbon receptor interacting protein. Bases 34 to 1059 code for a protein of 341 amino acids. The record is from RefSeq and is a predicted model, not a curated record. Gene Ontology annotation, molecular function: protein binding; peptidyl-prolyl cis-trans isomerase activity. The transcript is spliced from 7 exons. NCBI's taxonomy places the organism in Eukaryota, Metazoa, Chordata, Actinopteri, Pomacentridae.
CGUCAAUUGUCGUAAACUGAGACUCGGUCAAGGAUGGAGGAAGAGGCACGCAAGCUUCUCGAAGAAGGAAUUAAAAAGAAAUUGAUCAGCCCUGGUAAAGGAGAGCUGUCGACCUUCCCCAAUGGAACUAAGGUGGUCUUUCACUACCGCACCAGCCUCUGUGAUGGCACCGUGCUGGAUGACUCCAGAACCAUGGGGAGCUGCAGCAAACCUAUGGAGCUCAUCUUGGGCAAGAAGUUUAAACUAGCUGUAUGGGAAAGAGUGGUCAUUACUAUGAGACAAAGCGAAGUUGCAGAAUUUACUUGCGACACCAAGCACACAUCCCUGUACCCACUCGUGUCACAGUCCCUGAGAAACAUAAGUGCUGGCAAGGAUCCUCUGGAAGGCCAGAGGCACUGUUGCGGUAUUGCCCAGAUCCACUCCCAUCACUCUUUGGGGCACAAAGACCUGGAUCACCUUCAAGCCAAUCCACAGUCUCUUGUCUUCACCAUUGAGCUGCUGGAGGUUCUUCCUCCUGGAUCAUUUCAGCUGGAUGUGUGGGCUAUGACAGAUAAAGAGAAACUUGACCUUGUGCCUCAGAUCCACGAGGAAGGCAACACACUCUUCAAACAAGGCAAAAUUAAGGAGGCCACAGAGAAGUACUAUAAUGGCAUUGCCUGCCUCAAAAAUCUACAGAUGAAGGAGCAUCCUGGAGAUGAAGCAUGGGUAAAGUUGGACCAUAUGAUCACACCACUGCUUCUCAACUAUUGUCAGUGCCUGUUACUUCAGGGCCAGUACUAUGAAGUCAUCGAACACUGCUCCUCCUUGAUCUUCAAAUAUGAGAACAAUGUAAAAGCCCUCUAUAAGCGGGCUAAAGCCCAUGCUGCAGUGUGGAAUGAGGCAGAGGCACGAGCAGACUUUGCUAAGGUUUUGGAUCUGGACCCCACUCUGGGACCGUCUGUGGCCAAGGAGCUGAGGACCAUGGAGGAGAGGAUCCGCUCUAAGGAGAAGGAGGAAAAGGGUCGCUACAAGGGCCUGUUUGACUAUAACACACCACCAGCCACUGCCACUACAGGUUGAAACUCUUAAUGGGUUGGACACAAGAGGAUGCCUAUGAAUUUCAAGAUGGAGGAAACCAGUAGACACCCCUGGUGUUUUAGUUUUGUCCAUGCACCCGAGCCAAACUGUCUGCCAUUCUGCUUUCCUUGACACACACACACACACACACAAGCGUAAAUUGCAUUCCUGCCUUAUUCGUCUAAAUACUCUCCGCCAAAAUGUCAAAUUAGGGCUUUGAUAAAAACAUGCUAAAAUCCAUCCGCUGUGAAUGUUCAAAACCCCACAGAAACCUUUGGUCUCUACUGGUCAGCAGACCCAUUGAUUCAGUGCAUCAAUUUUACGGAACACUGAAUUCUGUUUUUUUUUUUUUUCAUUUAGCCUAAUGAGGUUUCACAAACUUUGACAUUCUUGGUCAGGGAAGAAUGUUAAUGUUCUUUCCUUUGCAAGAGCUUUCACAAGAUUUGAUAUAAGAAUAUUUUAUUUCUGUUGAUUUAAUUAUGAAUUUAACUGCAAUUUAUACAGCAAACACCAGUUUGCCACAGUAUUGGUCGUAAGUAGGUUAAGCAUGUUAUCUUGCUUUCUGAAAUAUGUGCAAAGCUGUUGGAUAAUCCCUAAAAUUCCUUGUAGUCAGCGCAGCAAGGUUUGCAGUGGAGUCCAAUUCAAGACAGAAAUCCUCUUCAGAAAAUCCUUUUUUUUUUUUUUGCACGAGGGACAUCAUGUACUCAAAUGCAUACCCCUACCCUGCACCGCCAGGCCCACUUUUCUGUCCUGGUCACAGCAGAAACAGCAUCACUGCGUGGUAGGUGGGACAUGAAACCGAACUGUCUGUGACAAUCAUUAUAUAAAACACAUGAACUUGUGUUGUCUUUGCUUUCUUGUAUGUACUUAUAUUUUGUGUAUGUAAUACUACCUUUAUGUUGUUUUUGUGAAGAUGUAACCCACAAAAUCUCCUUCACUUGCUUAGAAAGAGCUUUUCACUAUUCUUCAUGUGAAGCAGUGGGUCCUUGGCCCAGGUUUGUCUGAAGUGAGAUGUUACUGAGGUUGUGAUUAUGUAAUUGAAAAUAAAUUUGUUUAUCCUUA